AUGGUGGGAGGUGGUGGGACUGCUGUUAUGGGAUUGGCGGACCCACAGCUGCCGGUGGAGUUCUCACCCUCGCCUGACGGAGAAAAGGGGAGAAUCAAUUUCGUUGCCACCCAUAAACCAUCGUAUUCAGUCCCUCUCACCUCCAAACAAGCUGAUCAGACUUUGCGAAUAGCCUGUUUAACUCGCCCAUACCCAGACUCGGACUUUGCGAAUAGCCGUCGCCUUCAUUCCUCCCUCGGUGUCGCGGGACGGGAAAAAAAUUGGGGAGGUCGCGGUGAGGGGGAGCGGGGUCAUGAAGGGUACCUGAAGGAUGAGGGGGACGUGGGGCUGGUGGGCUCGCCGCCUCUGGUUUGUCGGGUGGAUCCCCACAACCUGCCAUUAUUUGAUGGGGUAUUUGAUCUCGGGCUCGGGUUGUACCUGGUUGGGCCCUUUACCCAUGUUGGUAUGGUGAGGAGUGAUGGGGUUUGCUUGGUGACUGUAAAUCAGUGUGGGGGGAUGAAGUGA
Molecule: messenger RNA, 504 nt
Organism: Striga asiatica
Lineage: Eukaryota; Viridiplantae; Streptophyta; Magnoliopsida; Lamiales; Orobanchaceae
Source: the annotation of a GenBank genome assembly